AUGUCGGUCACUCCAAUAAUCACAUUUAAGGCAGGACUCUGUGAGCUCGAUACGAGUUCUUCGCCUCCAAAAGUCAAGCCUCUUCCCACUCCCGGAUACAUCUACCUCUACGCUGAGGAUGAACUCCUACAUCUGUGUUGGCGACCAAGAAGCGCUCCCUUAGACCGGCCCGAACUGGACCUGUUGAUGCUUCCGGGCGAUGGCUCUUUCACUCCCUACCACCCCACCAGUGUAGACAGUCCCUCGAACUCCCAAACACCCACCAAUGGAAGAAUAUACGUGCUGAAGUUCUCGUCAAGCUCGCAACGACACCUCUUUUGGUUACAGUCACGCAGUCAACAUCCUCAGGGCGAUCCUGCAUGGUUCAGCACUCGAGACUUGAAGUUGGGACAAAUCGUGAAUAAUCUUCUACAAGGUGAAGAGGUGGACGUCCAACAACAGAUGGCCGAGUUGCCCAGAGACCAGAACCCCCCGGACGAUGAUGAGGAUGAGCCCAUGGAAGAGGUCGAAGGCACAGACCAUGCCGGCAACCGUCGUCCAUCGCAAGGACCAGGAGCAGGCCCUGAUGCCACCGGCGGUGACUUCCGUGAAGAAGGAGAAGAGUCCAGAGAAGGGGGAGCUGAUGGCGGAAGAGCCGCUGCUGGAAUGGACGCCAACGCCAUCAUCCAGAACUUCAUCCAAUCACUAGGCGGCAACAGCAGUAACAACAGCCAAGGCCGCGGAUCCGGGCCACAGGAACAACUCUUCACCACUCUGGCAGACUUGCUGACUCCAGCAACUACAAUCCCUUGGAUCGAUUCUGCAGACUCUGUCCUUGUCGACCGGUUGCUUCAAUACCUCCCACCUGCGCUGGUCACUUUGAUACAAGAAGCAGACGACAUGGCGGCACUCAACACGGAACACGCAUCAAUCGAAGCAGCUGAGCAAGCACUCAGCUUGGACCAGAAGAAGGAUAUCCUGCGGAGAGUUUUGCGGUCCCCACAGUUCUCGCAGAGUUUAUCGAGUCUGACAAUCGCCUUGCGUGAUGGUGGUUUGCCAAGUAUUAGUGAAGCUCUUGACAUUCCUGUUCGAAACGGAGGCUACAUGCGUCGGGGAGGGGUACCAUUAGGUGGCGGCGAAGCUGUUGAAGCUUUCCUGAAGGGAGUUAAAGAUAAAGUGAUGAUGGAAAGAGAGAAGGAUGGAAAUGAUCACAUGGACACUGAGUAG
Capronia coronata CBS 617.96 is the source of this 1206-nucleotide messenger RNA. RefSeq lists its product as uncharacterized. Gene Ontology annotation, cellular component: cytoplasm; proteasome regulatory particle, lid subcomplex; nucleus. Gene Ontology annotation, biological process: ubiquitin-dependent protein catabolic process. The transcript is spliced from 3 exons. Gene Ontology annotation, molecular function: endopeptidase activator activity; proteasome binding; ubiquitin binding. The coding region runs from base 1 to 1206 and encodes 401 amino acids. The record is from RefSeq and is a predicted model, not a curated record. NCBI's taxonomy places the organism in Eukaryota, Fungi, Ascomycota, Eurotiomycetes, Chaetothyriales, Herpotrichiellaceae.